Molecule: messenger RNA, 453 nt
Organism: Rotaria sordida
Lineage: Eukaryota; Metazoa; Rotifera; Eurotatoria; Philodinida; Philodinidae
Source: the annotation of a GenBank genome assembly
AUGCCACGUAGUGCUGCUGGUACAUCGAAGAGAGCAAGCAAAGAUCCAAAUGCACCAAAACGACCAUUAUCAGCAUUUUUUCUUUUUUCACAAGAUGAACGUCCAGAUAUAAAGAAAAAAAGUCCAUCGAUGUCUGUUGGUGAUAUUUCAAAAGAAAUUGGUGCACGAUGGAAAAAAGUUAGUGAUGAUGUUAAAAAACGUUAUGAACAAAAGGCUGCUGUUGAAAAACAAAAAUAUGAAGCACGUGUUUCGGAAUAUAAGAAAAGUGGUGGUGGUAGUUCACCAGCUAAAUCAGCAAGCAAAGGUUCAUCAAAAGUAGCAGCAGCAGCAGCAGCAUCAAAUAAAAAAUCACCUAAAAAACCUGCAGGAAAAAAAUCAGCUAAAUCAAAAUCAUCCGAAGAAGAUAAUGAUGAUGAUGAUGAUGAUGAAGACGAUGAUGAAGAUGAAGAUUAA